Molecule: messenger RNA, 1025 nt
Organism: Penaeus vannamei (Pacific white shrimp)
Lineage: Eukaryota; Metazoa; Arthropoda; Malacostraca; Decapoda; Penaeidae
Source: RefSeq, a predicted model, not a curated record
AAAAGUAAAUUUAGUCAACAUUCUCUUAUCUCCCUUAUCUUGUCAUGAUAGCACAUGACUUCAGUGUUCUCCCGUCUGCAACCGACACAAGAAAUACGAGAACUCUCUCUAAGUUUGAUCGUGUGACGUCAUUUCCGGCGCCAUGGAGAGAACAGCUGAAGCGUGCGGCGGGGCGGUCACCAAGAGAACAGCUGUUUACAUCACGUGCACAGCCAUUCCCUUGUUACUGUACAGCGUGGUCGUCCUCUCAAUAGCCUUAGCUGACGACUGCUGCGACUAUGGCUACGAUAAUGUUGCUGGUAAUUUUACAGUGCCGGAAAGAGAGACAGCUGGGGCCUUGUUCUUCUCUGGCUAUGCGACGUUGUCUUUGGGUGUGAUGUUUCUAGUUACGGGAAGUGUGUUCUUGUGUCUCGUCUCCAAACAGAACAAAUCGUCCCUGAACAUAGAUUCGACACGUGAACAAGAAGCAUAUCCACGUCAGUUAGGCCUACAACAUACUCAACCUGGGGUAUAUCCACAACAUACUCGGGUAGAUGUAUACCCACAGCAUCCUCAACCGGGGGUAUAUCCACAACGUACUCGGCAAGAAGUAUACCCACCGCAUGCUCAACCAGGGGUAUAUCCGCAACAUACUCAACCUGGGGUAUAUCCACAACAUACUCGGCCAGAUGUAUCCCCACAACAUGCUCAACCAGGGGUAUAUCCACAACAUACCCAGCCAGAUGUAUCCCCACAGCAUCCUCAACCGGGGGUAUAUCCGCAACAUACCCAAGGCGAAUAUCCGCAACAUACCCAAGAAGGUGAAUAUCCACAUGCGGCUAAGAAAUAGAAAAAGCAAAAUCCGAGAUUUGUUGUUCUUAGGACUAUCAUACCUGCACAUAUGUUGAUCAAAGAAGUUUUCGUAAACAUCUUGAGAAUUUCAAGAAUGCGUAAAUAAAUGCAUGAAAUAAAUGAAAAUACAUUUAGAGAUUCCUAACCAGAAAUAAAAGUCGCUGUCUAUGAUGACUUUAGCGUCUAGAAAAAAA